Molecule: messenger RNA, 5398 nt
Organism: Scatophagus argus
Lineage: Eukaryota; Metazoa; Chordata; Actinopteri; Scatophagidae
Product: matrix metalloproteinase-14-like
Exons: 13
Coding region: 879-3065 (728 amino acids)
Biological process (GO): collagen catabolic process; extracellular matrix organization; proteolysis
Cellular component (GO): extracellular matrix
Molecular function (GO): metalloendopeptidase activity; zinc ion binding
Source: RefSeq, a predicted model, not a curated record
CAAAGUUGGAAGCAUAGCAUUGUCCAAAAUGUGUUGGUAUGCUGAAGCAUUAAGAUUUCCCUUCACUGGAAGUGAGGGGCUGAGCCCCAGCCCUGAAAACUGCCCCAUGCCAAUACUUUUGUCUAUAUAGUGUAUGUUAUGACUGCAGUCCAUUUGUACUUUGCGUAUCUUGGUAUUGCGCAUUCUCAUUGUCACACCAUUAUUUAUGUUCUUUAAUACACACCAGUGUUGUACCUGCUAUGGCAAGUCAGUGUGAAAGUUUUGUUGUAUUUUAAACAAGUUGCAUUAAACAUUUUAUUUUGAGGGAUACACAAGGCCAACCAUGUAAGUCUCCAAGUAAAAACACGACCAUAAUUUUACCGCAGUGCAGACACUAAAUCAAAUGAAAUGUCUCCACACAAUAAAACAAGUUUUGCUGCGGUCAUGUGGAUCAGCAGUUAGCUGUAGUUCUACAGCAUAGCCAGCAGAUGGCGCACUGGCGGCUUCCUCAGGCCCUGUGGUAUGGAGUUGGAGUGUCGGGAGGACGGCUCUGAUCAUGUAAAAUCAGUAGAAAUCUUUUAUCAGAUAAACUGUAUUGUUUGUUGGCGGUUAGCUUCACAGAAAUUUGCACAACGCGUUUGUGUUCCGAGUUAAAAGCAAAGGAGGUCCGAAUAACAGUGCAGUUGCUGGGCCCGGAUAUUUGUGUGUGCAGAAAGUGGAAGACUUGUUGCACGUCUGCCGAUCAGCCAUUGUGGACGUCGGAAAUGGGGAAGGUCUAGUUCAUUUGCCCGCUGGCUUCAGAGUUUCUGAUACGCCGACUCCAAAAAUGAGCCGAUAGCUCACUCAUUGUGGAGACCUGUGAUUAAAUCUCCGAGCUGAUAACCACAAGCGAGUACAUCAUGAAGAAGAUGGCAUCCAAACAACCCUGGACUCAGAUCAUCAUCACAUUAUCGUCCAUAUUGUCCCUGGUCCUGUGCAGCACGGCGCAAGAUGUCCCAGAGGAGGAAAGCUUCAGUGCUGAGACAUGGCUGCGUAAGUUCGGCUACCUGUCUCAGGCGAGCAGACAGAUGUCCACCAUGCAGUCGGCUCAGAUUCUGUCCAAAGCCAUCAGUGACAUGCAGCGCUUCUAUGGCCUAGAGGUGACUGGAGAGAUGGACCCUGCGACUGUUGCGGCCAUGCGUCGUCCACGCUGUGGCCUCCCAGAUAGGAAAGCGUCGGAGAUGGAUGACAGCGCAAGGAAAAAACGCUACGCUCUUACUGGACAGCAGUGGGACAAAGACCGCAUCACUUACAGUAUAAUGAACCAGCACAUUCCCACCUCGCUGGGUGUGGAGAGGACGUCUGACGCAAUCCGCAAGGCCUUUGACGCGUGGAGACGAGUCACGCCGCUCACCUUUGAGGAGAUACCUGCUGAAAACAACAUCAACAUCAACAGCAGCCAGGCGGAGCUUGCUGACAUCCUGUUGUUAUUUGCCUCUGGUUUCCAUGGUGAUAUGUCGUUGUUUGAUGGAGAGGGUGGGUCGCUGGCACACGCCUACUACCCGGGACCAGGAAUAGGUGGGGACACACACUUUGAUGCUGAUGAACCUUGGACCCUGGACAACCAAAACCCUGAAGGUGUAGACCUCUUCCUGGUUGCAGUCCAUGAGCUUGGUCAUGCUUUGGGUCUGGAGCAUUCAGAUAAUCCCAGUGCCAUAAUGGCUCCUUUCUACCAAUGGAUUCACACACACAACUUCACCCUACAUGAGGAUGACAUCAAAGGCAUACAGUACAUAUACGGUCCUCCUCUCAUCACUGAGGCUCCACCAACUUCUCCUCCCGAUCCUGCCAAAGAGCCUGAAGAUGAAUCCCCCACCUCCUCUUCUCCUCAUGAGGAUGAACUCACCUCCACUUCUCCCACCAACCCACCACCCGAAUCACCCCACCCCACAGACGGCAGCCAGCAUUUCCCAGUCUUGCCAGAGCCAAGUCCCAGCCCAACCUCACCUCCUGUCCUCCCCACAUUCGCCCCCACUGACUCUCAGCCUGAACCAGAACCUGUCACUCCACACGUUAGAAAAGAUGCCCCCCCUCGACAGCCUCCCCCCCGGCCCCCUGCUCCUCCUCGACCUCCCAAAUUGCCAGACAACCAGGCCCCCAAUAUCUGUGAUGGGGACUUUGACACAGUGACGAUGCUGAGGGGGGAGAUGUUUGUUUUCAAGGGUCGCUGGUUCUGGCGUGUGCGGAGGAACCGGGUCUUGGAUAACUACCCCAUGCCGAUAUCUGUCUUCUGGAUCGGCCUGCCUAGUGACAUUGAUGCAGCCUACGAGCGCCACGAUGGCAAAUUUGUCUUCUUCAAAGAUGACAGAUACUGGGUAUUCAGGGAAGCUGAUGUACUGCCAGGAUACCCACAGCCCUUACAUGAGUAUGGCCAAGGAGUCCCUGCGCACAAGAUUGACACAGCAAUCUGGUGGGAACCCAAUGGAUACACAUACUUCUUCUCUGGCGACAGGUACUGGCGAUACAAUGAGGAGACCCGCACUACAGACCGUGACUUCCCCAAGCCAAACAGCAGAUGGGGCAACAUCCCUCAUUCACCCAAAGGAGCCUUCCUCAGUGAUGACGGCGCUUACACCUAUUUCUACAAAGGCAGCAAUUACUGGAGGUUUGACAACCACAGGACAGAGGCAGACAAAGGCUACCCUCGCUCCAUCCUGAAGGAUUUCAUGGGUUGUGUGGGAGUCCCUGACCCUAAGCCCGACACAGACACUGAACAGGAACCAAAAGACAAACCAGUCAACCCUUCAGACCGGGGCAAAGAUGAGCACAAAGAGCCGGACAGGAGCGGGGACAAAGACACAGCCCCAGAGGAAGACCAACCCUUAAAGCCUGACAGUGCAGAGGAAGACGAGGAUAAAGAGGUGAACGUGCUCGUGACUGUCGCCGACAAUGAAUCAAAGGUCAUGACCCUGAUCAUGGUGGUUGUCCCUCUGGUGCUCAUCCUGUGCAUCCUCAUCCUAAUCUACGCCAUCCUCAGGACUCUGCAGAACAAAGAGACGCCAAGGGCCUUGGUGCACUGCAAACGUUCCUUGCAGGACUGGGUUUGAGCCACAGAAUUAGAAGAGAUAGAAUGGGUGUUCAUCAUUUGUCUGAUACAGUCGUUGGCGUCACAGAUUUUUCUUAUGGUGUGGUGGACCGAAGCUUCGACACAGUGCUCAUCUAAGACAGCCAAGGACAAGUCAUCGUUUUGGACCCCAUUCAGUGAGAGCUUUUGUUGCUCAUGAGAAAUAACGUAAAAGUGCUAAAGUUGAUGGCUGUGGAGGUGCAGUUUCCCUCUGCUGACCUUGAAGUUUUCCUCCUGUGCCUUCCAAUUUUGUGAAAAAGUAUCUCAAUUUUAAAAAAACAAAAAUCAGAUUUAUCCCAUCACAUCAUCAGAAAAAGAUGUCAGCCACCCAAUGUGUACUGUAGAAGACUCAUGACACAUUAGGAAUGUUCGUUUCUAUCAUUGCCAAUCACACAGAGGGAAGACAGACGAUUUAUUUGUAGUAUAAAUGCAGACAAAGUCGAUAAUGCACAUACAUGACAUAUAGAUGCACACACACACUGCACACACACACAAACAUGAGUGCUUACAGCUAUGACAUCAAAUAUGCAAAUACAUGCAUUAACAUGAACAAGUCUUCCUUAGAACUAAAGUGCCUCAACCAAUCAACAUUUUUCUCUAUUUAGAACAGAUAAUUUGCACUUUUUAUUCUGUUUAUUGUUGUCUGAUUUGCUGAGGUUGCUUCACUGAUGAUGUGAAUGUGUGUGUUCAUGUAAAGCAGAACAAACACACAGACAUAUUAGCAGAAGAAGCUCAUCCUCGACCAGCGCUGGAAUGUCAGACAGCUGUGUGUGUCCGUGACUGCCCGUCUCCCACGAGCCCAUUAUUUCUGCCCUCUCCCUCACACACACACCAAUGUCACAUGAUCUUAAAAAACUCUAACUGCACUCAUUUAUGCAUCCAUGUCCACACACACACACACACACAUGCACGCACGCACACACACACAUUAAGGCAUAGAGACCACUUACCCAAACAAAGGCACGUAGAGUUUUUGCACACAGACACACAGACUCCAGCCUCCCCUCCUCCCACCGCAGCCAGGAUAACUGUUCAGACUGGACCACUAAAAACACAAUCCCAGAGGAGACAUAUUGACAUAUGACUGGUGCCAGGGUUGGGGGUGAAAUACAUGAGGACGGAGGGGCAUUUAUUCACAUUUAAUGUAAAGAAAAGUGUUUAGAAAUGUAUUUUACAAGUUCUGCCCACCUCAACUCGACCUGUGAAGUGUAAAACCAUAGCAGCAAUGUUCGUCUUUCUGCAUCUCCUCUUCUUUUUUCAUGCUAAAGCUAAAGAGAGUUGAAGCUAAUUAAGUGUACAAGGGAGAAGCCUGCAGGCUAGAAAGGAAUGGGUCAGGGUCUGGAUUCCAUUAAGCCCACAUGCUGCUGAUUUAGUAGUGUCAGCCACGGCGAGGGGUGGAGAGAGGGGAGUUGGGAAAAAUGCUAAAAGAAGGAGGUAUAAUAUGAGGGGGAAAUGAGAUAGAAUGAUGAAAUGAUGAGGAAAGAAAGAAACCGGGGAGGCACACAUUGAGGAGGGGAGAAGGAGGGCUCUGCCAGCAUUUCCUGUCCGGUUUUCAUGAGGAAAGGAGGAGCAAAGAAGGAGAGAGGAAGGAUUUUGGGGAGGGACAGCGCUGGCGUUGCACCUCCUGACCUAGAUAGGGACACUAAGUCCACUCCUCCUUUUCAGUUCUUGUUUUUGCUCCGCUGGUUGUCAUGAGCUAGAGAGAUUUCCUCUGUGACCCUCUCCUCCCUUCCUGCUCUAUCUUUCUCUCUACUUUCUUUUUUGUUUAUCCAUUCUCUGUCUGUCUUUAUCUCUUCCCUGUUUCAUAGCUGUAAUUACCCCACUGCUGCGCUCCCAGAUGUAUUAAUUUUCUUCUCCGCUCUUCUGGAAAGUUAGCUCAAGCAUUUUAAAGCUGCCUCUCACACAUAAACAGCUGCAGAGAACGAUCCUUUCUUUAUAUGUCCUUUGAGUCUCCCACUGUCUUGCUGUCUCUAUGUAAAGCCACUAUUCAUUGCUUAUCAUUUGCUUUAGAUUUGUGCCUUUUUCUUGUGCCUGUGUUCUGUCUUACACGUUUCAUUGUCCCUUUUUCUGUGAACACUUGGGGGAUAUUUCUUUUUACUAUAAAUAGCAUGAGGGAGUGUUUUUGAAAUUGUCUCUCUUUCCUUUUUACUCUACUUAUAAAUUGUGGUUUUGUACAUUUUGUUUCUGUUCAGUUUUUUUUUAAACAACAGUAGUAGAUUGUUACGACAAUGUUGAUGCAUGCAGGGCAUGUUCUGUAAGGCCUGUGCACUCCCAUGUACGUUCAGGAUUUCGCAAUAAAACUCACACUAAAAGCAA